Molecule: messenger RNA, 5148 nt
Organism: Corythoichthys intestinalis (scribbled pipefish)
Lineage: Eukaryota; Metazoa; Chordata; Actinopteri; Syngnathiformes; Syngnathidae
Gene: clip1b
Product: CAP-GLY domain containing linker protein 1b
Exons: 20
Coding region: 158-2779 (873 amino acids)
Biological process (GO): cytoplasmic microtubule organization; positive regulation of microtubule polymerization
Cellular component (GO): nucleus; microtubule plus-end; cell cortex
Molecular function (GO): microtubule plus-end binding
Source: RefSeq, a predicted model, not a curated record
UCUAGGCGGGACCGAGCUCGAAGAGGAGGAGGAAGAAAAGCGAAGCGAAGCGGCUACCUGCCUGGAAAAAACAUGUCAUGUAACGGCACUCGGCAGCAUCCACACCGGCGAGCAAAUCCCGUCAAUCACAUGGUGGGGAAGGAUUCCCCUCCGUAAGAUGGACAAAGGCGGAGCCAUGAGCACAGCAGGCAAAGCUAGUGGGCUCAAGCCCCCCUCGAAAAUAGGACGCCCACCUGCAGUGGCCAUAAGGACCACCCCUUCCUCAGGAACUCCAAAGUCACUUCCAGCCUCCGAGAAGCCCCCCGGCGGCGGCAUCCCUUCCCCCGGUCAGGAUGGCAGUGCCGACUUCCAGUUGGGGGAGCGGGUCUGGGUCAACGGCAACAAGCCCGGCUACGUUCAGUUCGUGGGCGGCACGCAGUUCGCCCCGGGCCAGUGGGCGGGCAUCGCGCUGGACGAGCCCACCGGCAAGAACGACGGCUCGGUGGCCGGCGUUCGCUACUUCUGCUGCGAUGACGGCAAGGGAAUUUUCACGCGGCCCUCCAAACUGUCCAGGACGCCCCUGCCGGAGAAGGAAGCCAACGGGGGGCAGGUCAAGACGGCGCAAGCGGGAAGCGAACCGCUGUCCGGUGCCGAAAAUUUGCAAACUGUUCCCACCGUCAGGAAGAGUAGCGGCACUUUGAAUCGAACGGUUCAAUCCACCGAGUCGGCAUCCAACGUUUCUGACACGGAAUCGGCGAAGAAGAACAAGCGAGAGCUCAGGAGAGGAGAUCGGGUCCUGGUGGGCGGGUCCAAGGCGGGAGUGGUGCGCUUCCUGGGCGAGACGGACUUUGCCAAAGGAGAUUGGUGCGGCGUGGAGCUCGACGAGCCUCUGGGCAAGAAUGACGGUGCUGUAGCGGGCACCAGGUACUUCCAAUGUAUGCCCCGCUACGGCCUCUUUGCCCCGGUCCACAAGGUGACACGCAUCGGCUUCCCUUGCACCACUCCGACCAAAGCCAGGUGUUCCCGCCGGCGGUCCCUCCUCAACAGGAGUCCGAGCGCCUCCUCAAUCAGCUCUAUCAGCUCCACCACUUCUUCGGUCAGCGGAAAACCCAGCCGAGCAGGAUUGUUGACGGAGACGUCAGCCAGGUAUGCCCGCAAGAUUUCAGGCACCACGGCGCUGCAGGAGGCGCUAAAGGAGAAACAGCAGCACAUCGAGCAGCUGCUAGCUGAGCGCGACUUGGAGCGCUGCGAGGUAGCCAAGGCUACCAGCCACGCCGGGGAGGUACAGCAGGAGUUGGCCUCUCUGAGGAAGGGCCGCGACCAGUAUGCCGUGGAGAUGGAGGCCAAGCUGGACCAGCUGAGGUCGAUGGUGGAAGAAGCAGACAGGGACAAAGUGGAGCUGGUUAACCAACUUGAGGAGGAGAGAAGGAAAGUAGAAGACCUCCAAUUUCGAGUGGAGGAGGCGUGCAUCACCAAAGGCGACUUGGAGAUGCAGAGUCGCCUGGAGCACGCCUGCAUUAAGGAGCUUGAGCAGAGCCUGCUCUUUGAAAAGACCAAAGCUGACAAACUCCAACGGGAUUUAGAGGACACCAGGGUGGCCACCGUGUCGGAACGUUCGCGCAUCAUGGAACUGGAGCGAGAGGUGUCGGACCUACAGCUGCGUCUACGGGCGUCACGACAGAAAGAAGACGCGGCGUCGGUUUCCCAGCAGCAGCUGGCCAACCUCAAGGCCCAAGCCUUGUCCCAGGAGAAAAAGAUCAGUGAGCUGAGCGUGGACAUGGAGAGCAAAUACCAGGAGCUUCGGUCAAUGCAAGACGAUAAGGAUUCCAUGCAACAGCAGAUAAGCAGAUUGAGACAAGAACUGCUGCAAGCCGAGCAAGAGAGAACCAAGAUGGCUAAGGCGGCGCAAGAAGCGGAACAGUUGAAGAAGGACUUCCAAGCACUGAAAGAGGGAAGCCAAUGCCGGGAACAAGAACUCAACACUCGGCUGACGAAGGCCGUGGAGACGUCGACGAGGACGUCGCAGUCCCUGGAGAAGCUGACCAAUGAGAAGAAGGAGCUGGAAACACAGCUGGACGCGCUGAAGCAGCAGAAUUGCAAAUACCAGGAGGAGCUGAGUCGCGUUCAGGAGCAGCCGCGCCUCAACCGCGAAGACAUAGAGAAGAUAUCAACCGAGGACUCUCGCCUUCAUGACUCUGCCAGCGUGCUCGCCAACGACAAAGACUACGAGCUGGAGACGCUAAAGAACGAGGUGGUGGCGUUGCGGGACCAUAACGCCGCGGCCGAGACUCUGCGUUCAGCCGUGGCCGCGUUGGAGCGCGACAAGGCUCAUUUAAGCGUCUGCAGACUGGAGCAGAGGCUCGCUGGGCGAGACGGCGAUCAGAAGGAGGAGCCCUCAGCAGGCGACAAGGCUCUGGAGCAGCUCAGGGAGGAGAAGGAGUUCGCGGAGGGUCAGAUCAACUUCCUGAAUAGCGUCAUCGUCGACCUGCAGCGCAAGAACGAAGAACUGAAGACCAAACUGAAGAAGCUUGCUUUGGUCGAGUUCAUCGGCAAUGAUGGCACAGACGGCACGGAACCGGCGGCGGAGUCCAAGCGAGACAAGAAGGCACCGCUGCGCCCCUUCUGCGACAUAUGCGACUGCUUCGACCUGCACGACACGGAGGACUGCCCCACGCAAGCACAGAGUCCCGACUCGGUGCCGCACUCCAGCUACCGCGGCCACCGCGACGAUGAGCGGCCCUACUGCGACGUCUGCGAGAUGUUCGGCCACUCCACUUGCAACGACGAUCGCACCUUCUAGACCUCUUCUUCGCCGGAUGCUAAACUCUGGCGCACCCCACUCCCCACCCCCCGAAACGCUUCCACGGUGCAAUAUCGAUGUAAGCAUUUGACGGCGGCGGGUCAUUUGCUGACAUUCCGACCAAUCAGGUAACCUCACUAUGAAAAGUCGCACUCCGCCAUUGACUUGCCUACCAAAUUCCCGCCAUUGACUUGCCUACCAAAUUCUAUACUGACCUGACUGAUUUUUUAAAAAUAUUAGCUUUACCCGCUAACAAUUUAGUGACGUUUAUCUGCCGAGUAUACACAUCGUAACUCAUACGUUUUUAACUCAUACGCUGCUAUUGACGGUGAUAGAUGUCCAAUCCAUUUUUGGGUUGGCAGCAAGUGAAUGAAUGUGCAGGUAGACAAUACCAACCGAGGACUCUAGUUCUCUUUCACAUUGUAUUAAUUGAUGGUAGCUUUAGGUAUAUUGUCAAAGCUAUCAUCUGUAAUAUUUCCUUCCUUUUAAACACCCCAAAUCAACAGGAAGAACACAAAAGAAAUUAAUCGACAUCAACAGGAAGUGACCCCGAAACACCCCCAAAUCAAUAGCAAGUGAGCUGAUAUCAACAGGAAGUGACCCCGAAAUGGCCCCAAAUCAACAGGAAGUGACCUGUUAGCAUCAAGAAGUGCCCCAAAUCCAACAGGUUACCUGAUUAAAACAGGAAGUGAACUGAUUUUAACAGGAAGUGACCCAAAAUUGCCCCAAAUCAACAGGAAGUGACCUGAUCAUCAACAAGAAAGGAAGCGAUACCAACAGGAAGUGACCUAAUAUCAACAGGAAAUGAAGCGAUAUCAACAGGAAGUGACCUGACAUGCCCUCAAAUAAACAGGAAGUGACCCGAUAUCAACAGGAAGUGCCCUGCAAUCAACAAGUUACUUGAUAUAAAGACGAAGUGAACUGAUUUUAACAGGAACUGACCCAAAAAUACCCCCAAAUCAACAGGAAGUGACCUGAUGCCAACAGGAAAUGAAGCGAUAUCAACAGGAAGUGACCCAGUGCCGCCAAAUCAACAGGAAGUGACCUGAUAUCAGUACGAAGUGAACCGAUAUCACGAGAAAGUGACCACAAAAUGCCCCAAAAUCAAUAGGAAGUGACCUGUUAUCAACAGAAUGUCAUCCGACAUCAGAAGGAAGUGACCUCGAAAUGCCCUGAAAUAACAGGAAAUUACCUGAUAACAACAGGAAGUGACCCAGUGCCGCCAAAUCAACAGGAAGUCACCUGAUAUCAGCACGAAGUGAACCGAUAUCACGAGAAAGUGACCAAAAAAUGCCCCAAAAUCAAUAGGAAGUGACCUGUUAUCAACAGAAUGUGAUCCGACAUCAACAGGAAGUGACCUCAAAAUGCUCUGAAAUCAACAGGAAGUGACCCAGUGCUGCCAACUCAACAGGAAGUGACCUGAUAUCAGCACGAAGUGAACCGAUAUCACGAGAAAGUGACCACAAAAUGCCCCCAAAUCAAGAGGAAGUGACCUGUUAUCAACAGAAUGUGAUCCGACAUCAACAGGAAGUGACCUCAAAAAGCCCUGAAAUCAACAGGAAGUGAACAGAUAUCAACAGGAAGCGACCCCGAAUUCCACAAAAUCACAGGAAGUUAUCUAAUAAAAAAUACAAUGACUAAUAAUUUUUUAAAAAUGAUAUACCGUAUUUUUCAGUCGCACCAGCCAAUGUUGAUUCUCUGCCACCCUCCCAGUUCAAAUGGAUUGGACGUCCACUAGUGACAAAACAAAUUUAAACUCAUCCCACUAGUAACAAAUUAGAAUAGAGGCACCCGAUUGGAUGUCUAUCAUUGUCAAUGACAAAGCAAAACCACUUUUCAAGCAUGACUUUUUGCCGAUAGACAACUUCCGCUAAACAUACUAGCAUCAUUUUCACCAAAAUGUUGAAGUUUUUACGAGUUCACUGCCACGCUCCGGUCGCACGCACACGAACCCGUUCGUUUACUUUUGUGUCAGUUCAAUUGCGUCAACGGCACAGUUGGUAAGUAGACCAAAAAAAAAAAAAAAAAGGUUUUCUCACCAGGGCUGCCACGAGUAAUACGCUAUCAAACAAUUUUGCACUUAACCCUUUCAUGCACAUAUUAUGAUUUAAAAAAAAUUGAUUUAAAAAAACGUUUAUUACAAUUUAUAUAAGACAGAGGUCUCAGGAGCCAGUUGUGGCCCACGGUGUAAUAUUUUGCGCCCCCCCCCCCCCCCCCCCAUUUGACAUAUUAGUGUUAUCCUUAUGUACAGAUAGUCCCUGGGUUACCACGUACUUGACUUAAGUGAUUUGGACUUUACGAGUCUCAUGCGACAUUUUGUCUCCAGUCGUUUUUUUUUGUUGUUGUUUUUUUUAGUCUCGUAAAUAGUA